AUGCAGCAGCCGCAGCAGCUAAGGACGGCCAUGCGGAGGGACGGCGAGAGGGACCACCGGAGGGCGGCUGCGGCCGAGAGGCCUGCCGCCCACCGGACGGAGAGGGCGGCGGCGGACGAGACGGCCCAUCGGAGGGCGGCCGAGGCGCCUCCACGCCGGACGGAGAGGGCGGCCGAGGUGCCCGCCCACCGGACGGAGAGGGCGGGUGAGACGGCGGCCACCGCCCGGAGAGCCGCGGAGAUGCCCGCCCGCAGGACGACGGAGAGGAAGAAAAGCCUGGAGAGCCUGCUGGACGCCGCGGACGUGCGGGGGAAGCGCGGCGGCGGACCUGUGCCGGUCGGCGAGAAGAUCACCACCUUCCCCGGCCAGGGCCUCGAGUUCAAGGACCUGUCCUACAGCGUCGUCAAGAAGCAGAAGAAGGACGGGGUCAAGAUCAAGAAGGAGGUCUACCUGCUGAACGACAUUUCCGGGCAGGCUCUCCGCGGCCAGGUCACGGCCAUCCUCGGCCCCAGCGGCGCCGGCAAGUCCACUUUCCUCGACGCCAUUGCCGGGAGGAUCGCCAAGGGGAGCCUCGAAGGGUCUGUCAGCAUCGACGGACGACCUGUCACCACGAGCUACAUGAAGCAGAUUUCCUCUUACGUGAUGCAAGACGAUCAGCUGUUUCCCAUGCUUACGGUGCUGGAGACGCUCACAUUUGCAGCUGAGGUCAGGCUCCCGCCAUCCCUGUCGAGGGCUGAGAAGCUCAAGAGGGUGUGGGAACUCAUCGAGCAGCUUGGUCUGCAGACAACGGCUCACACAUACAUUGGGGAUGAAGGGGUGCGAGGGGUCUCUGGCGGGGAACGCCGCAGAGUAUCGAUUGGCACGGACAUCAUCCAUAAACCAUCUCUUCUGUUUCUCGACGAACCAACCUCCGGCCUCGACUCCACUAGUGCAUACAGUGUGGUGGAGAAAGUGAGGGACAUUGCAAAAGGAGGGAGCAUUGUGCUCAUGACGAUCCAUCAACCAUCUUUCAGGAUACAGAUGCUUCUUGACAGAAUUGUCAUCCUUGCAAGAGGACGACUGAUCUAUCUAGGCAACCCAACCACACUCCCCACAUACCUUGCUGGAUUUGGCAGACCAGUACCUGAGGGUGAGAACAGCAUGGAAUAUCUACUGGAUGUCAUCAAGGAGUACGAUGAAUCAACACUUGGACUUGAGCCUCUGGUUGCAUACCAGAGGGAUGGCAGCAAACCCACGGAAGCUGCGAAAACUCCGGUGCCGAGAACACCAAGGACACCAUACCAGAAGUCAGUUCAGUUCAGGCAAAUGCAACUCAAAAGCAACCAGUUUUCACUUGCAAGCGCAACGCCUCAUGCUAACCCCUUCUCAAACUUUGAGUCCUACAAUAUUGAUGACGAGGAGGGUGAUUUCGACAACUCUCUUGAGAGAAAAACACAGACGCCACUGCAUACUGUGGCCUCGGGGUACCAUCCAAGAUUGGCUUCACAGUUCUACAAAGAUUUCUCAGUCUGGGUUUACAACGGUGUCGCAGGGACACCGCAGCGCAGGCCCACUUGGACUCCAGCGCGAACACCAGCGAGGACCCCAAUGUCAAGCUACCAGCGAAGCCGUGUGAAUACGCCGCACAGGUCAAUUCCUCCAUCUCCCCAAGAACCAGUGUUCAAGCUAGAAGAGCCAGACUAUGAGGAGCAGGGGCUUGAUAUUGAGCCACUAGAUGCACCAGAGGACGGGCCCAAGUUUGCCAAUCCUUGGCUCAGGGAGGUGGCUGUACUUUCAUGGCGUACCGGACUGAAUGUCGUGCGCACACCAGAGUUGUUCCUCUCUCGUGAGGUUGUUCUCACGGUCAUGGCCCUCAUCCUCUCGACGCUGUUCCAUCGCCUCAGCGGUUCUGAUUUCCUGACCAUCAACCGCAUCCUCAACUUCUACAUCUUUGCAGUCUGCCUUGUCUUCUUCUCCUCAAAUGAUGCGGUCCCAACAUUCAUCCAGGAGCGCUUCAUCUUCAUCCGCGAGAGGUCACACAAUGCAUACCGUGCUUCGACCUAUGUGAUCUCCUCCCUCAUUGUCUACCUUCCCUUCUUUGCCAUUCAGGGCUUCACCUUUGCGGUGAUCACAAAGUUCAUGCUCCAUCUGAAUAGCAGCUUGCUCUACUUCUGGAUCGUCCUCUUUGCAUCGCUCAUAACAACAAAUGCAUAUGUGAUGCUGGUGAGUGCGCUUGUUCCGAGUUACAUCACUGGCUACGCCGUCGUGAUUGCGACGACGGCUCUCUUCUUCCUCACCUGUGGAUUCUUCCUGAAGCGGAACAAGAUCCCUAUUUACUGGAGAUGGCUUCACUACAUCUCCGCAAUCAAGUACCCGUUUGAGGCAUUGCUCGUCAACGAGUUCAAAGGCAGCCAUUGCUACACUGGCACACAAAAUCAGUUGUCACCAGGACCUCUGGGAGAAAUCAAGCAAAGUAGCCUUCACACACAACUGAACCCAAACAUCACAACAUGCCCCAUGAUAGGCCAGGAUGUGCUCACCUCCAUGGAUAUCACAAUGGACAGCAUCUGGGUUGAUGUUGCGAUCCUCCUUGCCUGGGGUGUGCUCUAUCGGCUCUUCUUCUAUGUGGUCCUGAGAUUCUACUCCAAGAAUGAGAGGAAGUAAAUAGCUUUCCAACAAAGGCAUACCAAUAUGUAUCCCAUAUAUCUUUGUGUGCAUUUGUUAUCUUUCUCAUUCUCUUUUGACAGAAUGCAUUUGUUAUCUCCUCUCAGCACAUUGCUACAAGCUUUACUCUAUGUAAUAGAAAGUUUGCAUUCAAAAGCAUCAAGUGAAACCCAA
Molecule: messenger RNA, 2817 nt
Organism: Hordeum vulgare subsp. vulgare (domesticated barley)
Lineage: Eukaryota; Viridiplantae; Streptophyta; Magnoliopsida; Poales; Poaceae
Product: ABC transporter G family member STR-like
Exons: 4
Coding region: 1-2643 (880 amino acids)
Cellular component (GO): membrane
Molecular function (GO): ATP hydrolysis activity; ABC-type transporter activity; ATP binding
Source: RefSeq, a predicted model, not a curated record